Geodia barretti is the source of this 246-nucleotide messenger RNA. Lineage: Eukaryota; Metazoa; Porifera; Demospongiae; Tetractinellida; Geodiidae. The record is from the annotation of a GenBank genome assembly.
AUGUACGCGACGCUUGCGCUCUCCGGCCCGCGGGCGCGCGAGGUGCUGAUGAAGGGCUGCCGCCUCGACCUUCACCCGCGCGCGUUUGCGCCCGGCGCCUGCGUGCAGACAGCGCUGGCAAGAGCACAAAUGAUCCUGCACCAGACCGACGACGAUCCCAGUUUCGAGAUCACCGUGCGCAACUCCUUCGCCCACUACCUCGCCACCUGGCUCCUCGAUGCCAUGGCGGAGUACCGGCCGGCCUGA